AUGCUGCUGGGGCCCCAGGAAAGGUCCUCCUCAAAGAAGAGGAUGGGGCUGAAUCGCUGGAAACGGUUCACAAAGAAGCCGAGUCCCAAGCCUGCUUUUGACCCUGACAAUGUGGAACACUGGAUUAAGAGAGUGGAGAAAGCCUCAGAAUUUGCAGUUUCGAAUGUAUUUUCUGGCAAAAAAUCAGAUUUACCCAGAAGGCUUUGGGGCCAAAUCUUAGAUUUGGAAAAAUCUGAGCAAAUAGAGGAUCACGAUGAAGUCUAUGCAGAAGCUCAGGAGUUGGUGAAUGACUGGUUAGACGCAAAACUUAGGCAGGAAUUAGCAAGUGAUGGAGAAGGUGAUGCUGAAAACACUCUGUCAAGUAUCACUCAUACGCCAGAAGCCAGUGGCCAUUUGAAAUAUGACAAGUUUGAUGAUUUAUGUGGCUAUUUGGAAGAAGAAGAGGAAAGUACCACCAUUCAAAAAUUUAUAGACCAUCUGCUUCAUAAAGAUGUGGUGGAUUCUGGGAUAUUGGAAGAUCUUGGAAUGAAGGGAAACCAAGACAAGAAACAGCAGAAGGAUCCUCGUCUUACCAUGGAGAUGAGACAUAAGCAGGUAAAAGAAAAUCGCUUAAGACGUGAGAAAGAACUGGAGUGCCAGAGAAUGGAAGAGGUCCUGAAAAAAUCGGCCUUCUUGGAGGCUCAGUAUCUGGUGCAAGAAGAGAAGAAAAGGAAGGCUCUGGAGGCCAAGAAAGAGGAGGAGGAGAUUCAGAGGGAGAUGGUAAAGCUGCGGAGGGAGAUAAUUGAGAGGAGACACACUGUGGAAGAAGCAUGGAAAACGGAGAAGAAAAGGCAAGAUGAAAAUUCUCAAAAGAAUCCAGAAAAAGGCAUGUUUCAAAGUGCUCAUAUUCUUCUGGAUGAAGAAAAAAUGGCAAAGGAAAGAAAAAGGAAACUGAAAGAGUUAUUAAUCCAGACUUUCAAGGAAAAUCACCAGUGUCAAAAACGGUAUUUCUCUGCCUGGCACAAGCUGAUUCUUGAUCAUAGGAUUAAACUGGGGAAAGCUGGGACCCUGUCCGACUGGAAGUUGCAGCUGAAGGUUCUGAGAGCCUGGAGAGACUACACACGAUCCCAGAAGUUGGAACGGGAGACUCAAGCAUUGGAAGAUGAUCUUAGGGAAGAAAACAGAAAACAGCAACUGGCCGCUGAGUAUAACCGGAAACAAGUUCUCCGACACUGCUUUACAGAAUGGCAGCAAUGGCAUGGUGCAGAGCUCAUAAAGAGAGAGCUGGCUCUAACAAAGGAGGAAACGAGGAAGAAAAUGGAGGAGCUGCUGAAGGCAGUAUCACUAGGGAAGCUCAGUGCAAAUGGGUCAUCAGGCAUCAGUCUACUUGAGGAGGCCACAGCCACAGUGGGUCCACCAGUAAGAAAUGGAGAGGUGACUGCUGUGCCCCCUUUGUGGGAAAAGCCUCCCUUGGGGAGCAAUAGUUGUAUACCCAGACUUCCACUAGGAAGAACAACAAAGGGCAACUUGCAGGAUCCCCUUCAGAAUACCCUUCUGAACACACCUGACAAUAAGCAGCUCAAGACCCUGGAUGCUGAGCCCUCCCAACAACCUGGCAGCAAUGGGAAGUUUGGAACCACCAACCAGAAAGCAGAACCCAUUUGCAUGGGUCAUUUCCACAACCGCCAUGUCUUCCAGCAACAGCUGAUUGAGAAGCAAAAGAAGAAACUUCAGGAACAGCAGAAAACAAUUCUUGAGCUGAAGGAAAACCAGCGGCUGGCAGAGGCUCGGUGGGCAGCUGAGCAUGCUACAGUAGUCACAGAAACACAGAGCCGCCUGUUGUCAAAUCCCAGAGGAGAAGAGGAACCAAAAAGAACCUGCCAGAUGACUCUGAAUUCACCUGUUGCUUCCCCUGGGACUGAAGUCAGUAGAAGUGACUCCCGAAAUUCUCUUUCUGGACCCAGAAGGAACCCAAAGCAGCUGACGGCACCCCAUCCCAUACUGAAAGCCAUGGAAGAGAGAGCGAUUCAACGAGCUGAACGUAGGCGGAUCUUGGCAGAGAGGAAGAAAAAACAAGAAGAAGAGAAAUUGGCCCAGUUAAAGGCCCAAGAGGAAGAGUGUCAAAAGAGGGAGGCUGAAGAAAAACAGGCUCAACUUGAGAGAAAACGAGAAGAAAAGAGACUGAAGAAAGUGAAAGAACUAGAGAAGCAGAAGAGAAUUAAGAGGAACCAGCAACUGGAAGAAAUAGCCAAAGAACAUUAUAAAAGGGUCUUGAUAAGAAAAAAAGGUCUGGAGCCUUGGAAGAGAUUGAGAAUGCAAAACAAGCAAAACAUCCAGGUGGCAGAAGAACAUCACUCUUUGGCCCUACAGAGGAAAUGCCUGCUGACUUGGUUCCAGCAUAGUCGAGAAAGUCUGGCUGGGAAGACAGCCCAGGCUGAUCAAUUUUAUUCCCAAAUAUUGCUCAGGAGAGUUUUCCGGAGCUGGCUACAGUACCAGACUAAUCUAGAGGAAGAAGUAAGAAAACUUUGUGUACAUUUUCUUCAGAAGAAGAUUUUCGAGGUCUGGCUUAAUGUGGUCAGAGAGGCAAAGGUGGAUUCUCAGAACAAGCGUGAGAUUGCGGCGGAGCAUAGUGACAGGAGGAUUCUCUGGAUCACAUUUCAGACAUGGAAGAAGUUUACCAAAUUUAUGAAAGAGGAAAAAGUAAAGGAAGAAAGGCGAGAGCAACUCCGUAGGAAGGUAGCCGAAAUUCUUCCAGACUUCCAGAUGCUAGCACCAUGGUGACUAGUAGU
This is a messenger RNA of Cynocephalus volans (Philippine flying lemur), 2768 nucleotides long. RefSeq names its product coiled-coil domain containing 191 (gene CCDC191). Lineage: Eukaryota; Metazoa; Chordata; Mammalia; Dermoptera; Cynocephalidae. The transcript is spliced from 17 exons. The record is from RefSeq and is a predicted model, not a curated record. Bases 1 to 2760 code for a protein of 919 amino acids.